Molecule: messenger RNA, 1377 nt
Organism: Haliotis rubra (blacklip abalone)
Lineage: Eukaryota; Metazoa; Mollusca; Gastropoda; Lepetellida; Haliotidae
Exons: 6
Coding region: 221-1315 (364 amino acids)
Source: RefSeq, a predicted model, not a curated record
CAGUCGACGCUUUGAGGGAGACAGGCACAGUGUGGAGGGGACCGGAGUGACGGCAGCAGGGUCGGGGGCUUCACUGCAGGCAGGUGCGUGAGGAUUAGCGAUGGAGAUAGGAGAGUGUACUUCGAGUCACAGAGGUUUGUCGGGGUCAUGACCGGAUGCAGGGAGAAUCACGGGGUGACAGCAUCGAUGUCGAACUCACGUCAUAAAGGGAGACACGAAGAUGUAUGCGAGUGGAGGCCUCACUAGGUCCGUUCAGACGGCGAAGAAAGACAUCGGUGAAAUUUUACAGAGCGGAAAGUAUUACUGCAAUGAGGAGAUCGCACGGGAACUGACAGCUGUCUCCAAUGGCCUCAAUCACUUGAAUCUGGAUGACAAGUUUCUGUCAACCUCCACGGAGUGGCGUGGCAGGAAGGGACCCAUGGCCUCGACGACGGUUCCUGAUGCUGCGUCGGUGGUGGGACGACUGUCGGGUGUCCUCCACAACUACAAGAACCAGAUGGAGGGCAGCAGGAUGGCAGAGAAACAGGAGAACGAGAUCCGAGAGAUGCAUCAGUGGGCAGUCACAAGCCUCAGGAAUUCACAAAAGGACAUGAUGCCCUACACACUGUCUGCUGCCGACAGGAUCCGGCAGUUUGGUGACCACAUAGGCGUCACUGACCGCUUCACCGGCUACCGCAACAACCUCACCCGCACUGCAAGAGAACCUGACCCCACCAUGUGGGCAGGCAGACCUGGGGGUCUCACUAGAUCUCACACAACAAUCGGUGCCCCAAGCAUGGAGCAGAAGUUGAGAAUCGGGGAGCAGACAGCCCAGCCGUAUGGAGUCAUGGGGAAGAAAGUCACGUUUGGUUCUGACUGGCCAGCUUCCUACACUCUUAGGGGUUACCGCACGCUCGACAGCCUCUAUCCACGAAGCACCACCAAUACCAUCAAGGGAAAUCUCAGACCCAGCACCGUCAUGGCUGAUGUGAAAUCCAUGAAUGCCCUCAAUGCUCGACUAGCCGAAACUGGAGUCCCCACCCCCAGGGCCCAAUCCGCCACCCUCAUGUCGAAGCCUCCAAGCACGAUGUCGGUACAGGAACAGGCAGGGAUCAACACUCAGUUCCCCGGCAACACUGAAUAUGUGUCCCAAUACACCAGGCCUCCUAUGGAUCUGCCCACCAGUCACUUCACCAUCAACCCAAAGCCAGACUUGUCAAUCUAUGGUCGACCCCUGGGCGUCAAACAGUACUACCCUAGCUCCACUGAGUACCAGACAAGGUACAUGUGGCCAGAUGGGUCCAGAAUCGUCAAGUUCCCCUGGCUCCGGAAGUAGACCUCAAGAGCCAAUCAAAGGAAGUCUCCGAGUGCUACUACAUCGACUAACAAACAUCAAAA